Carya illinoinensis is the source of this 1395-nucleotide messenger RNA. RefSeq lists its product as uncharacterized. Bases 247 to 1158 code for a protein of 303 amino acids. The transcript is spliced from 2 exons. The record is from RefSeq and is a predicted model, not a curated record. NCBI's taxonomy places the organism in Eukaryota, Viridiplantae, Streptophyta, Magnoliopsida, Fagales, Juglandaceae.
AUCGACUACUUCAUGCCUGAAAUUUGCUUUUGUGUGAAAUGUUGUAGGGAGAGACGUCCAUGCCUGUUGAGGCAUUUAGGUGUUUUUUUAAAAAAAUUUGUUUGAUUUUCAGACCACUCAUUUCAAUUCGCACUUAUAUUGGGUUGCAAACAUUUAACAUUGGAAGUUGCUUCGAUUUUCUUUUUUUUUCUUUUUUUUUCAUGAAUUUUCAUAGGAACUUCGAGGAUUUGGUUUAACUGAUCAAUAAUGGACGACAUGGAUCAUGAACAACAGAGAGGCAGUAGUAGGAAUCCAAGGGUGCGUUUUGAUAUCCCUUCUAAAGAAGUUGAUCCCACAACUCAACACCAAACUUCAGUUUAUUCUUCAUCGUCGGGUUCUUUGGAUCUAGAUGCCAUUGAGAAUAUCCUUAAUGGCGUCUCUCCUGAAUACGAAAACGCUGGCCUUGAGAUGCAAGGACCAACAUCAGCAGCAGCAGAUCAUGCUUCUGAUACUCCUCUUCUGAGCAACCAAAAUGUAUUAUCUACACAAUUUGCUCAAACUCAAUUAAUGGGGACACCUGCAGGCUAUGAUCCAAAUAGAAUUCCAUCAUCUAUAUUUUCUAAUAUACCCACAACACCUAUGGAUUGGAGUACUGCCUCAAAUGAAUCAUUGUUCAGCAUUCAAAUUGAGAACAGCAGCUUCUCCAGAGAUAAUUUUAUCAUGUUAAACAAAUCUGGAGAGUUGCCAAGGUUGGAUGAAUUAAUUACUAUACCACCUAUCGUCCCUCGUGCUCUAGAAUCCGGGGAAGAUAAAAGUGAUCAGAGUGCUGAUCAUUCAGGGCGGAACUCUGAAGUAACAGAAGCAUCAAGCCAAACUAGUACAGUAGCUUGGUGGACAAGUCCUGAAUAUGAUGAUGACAUGGGAAAAGUACUAUCUCUUGCUAUGCAGAUGCGAAACUCUAAUGCAAUGUCAUACCGUUCUGACGAGAGCAAUCACAGCGCCCACUCCUUCAAUUUCCCACUUUUGACAGGCAGCAGUGGACUGAGUAGCCCCGUGACAAUGGACUUGAAAAGGCAGCAACUGCAGCAGCAAUCACAACCCCAAAACAAACGGAUGGCUUCAAAGCGUGUUUGGGUCAAAUUGUUUAAUUGCCUCAGUUUUCGCUCACAAUGUUUUUGAAUGUUGAGGGAGAAUAUAUGUAUGCAGUCGAUAUAAUUGUUCUGUAUGGAUGACUAAAAGACUUUCCCACUACAUUCAGGAUUCCUGCUCGACUGGUCUGGAUCUCAAAAUCAGCUUUCUAUCCACACAGGCAUCAUUUCAAUCAUUAUUAACAUACAUGAUACCAAAUGAAAAAGUCUUAUCUUGUACUCAUGUUUAAGGAUUCUCUCUCUACUUAUAUUUGUGGGAGCAAUCAGU